CCAGGUAUGUCCAUGUUUCUAUGAAACCUUCCGUCUCGGGCACACCCCACGAACACCCCGCUUUCUUCUUCCUCCGGUGUCUCCUAGCCUUUACGCUGCCCAUAAUAUCCGGAUUGGGCAUGCUGGGGCAACUGUAUUCGUUCAUCGCUGGCUAUAACUACGGACGUACUCUCAUGUACUCGGGGUUAUUGGACCGUCCCCUCCGGUUUUCGCUCUACACACACCACACUACCUACUACACAGAACUUUUCUCACCUUUCGCUCACCCUUCACUCUCACUCCCAUAUACAUUAACUCGAAUUGUAAACCGCAAACCUGACAAAAGAAUAUUAAUCUAGAAUC
Sodiomyces alkalinus F11 is the source of this 342-nucleotide messenger RNA. RefSeq lists its product as hypothetical. The transcript has a single exon. The record is from RefSeq and is a predicted model, not a curated record. Bases 21 to 338 code for a protein of 105 amino acids. NCBI's taxonomy places the organism in Eukaryota, Fungi, Ascomycota, Sordariomycetes, Glomerellales, Plectosphaerellaceae.